Messenger RNA from Carcharodon carcharias (great white shark), 3836 nucleotides. Its product is annotated as protein ITPRID1-like. The record is from RefSeq and is a predicted model, not a curated record. Gene Ontology annotation, molecular function: signaling receptor binding. Lineage: Eukaryota; Metazoa; Chordata; Chondrichthyes; Lamniformes; Lamnidae. Bases 161 to 3148 code for a protein of 995 amino acids. The transcript is spliced from 18 exons.
UGGUAGGUGAUCUUUUGGAACUUUAACUGCCUCAUUUCUCCACAAAAAACAGCUGUUUUACUACACCAGUCAAGGUACCUUUGAAGAUUCAAACCAGGGAGGCAACUCAAGAGGAAACAACACAGGAUCAGAUGUCCAGUUCGGAAAUGGAUGGUGAAAAAUGAUUCACAAUAUACAAAGUGCUUCAUUUUUUGGCUUUAUAAUCAAUGGUCUAAAUGCUGCUGGAAGAUUCCAAGCUAUCAAAAAAAUGUCUUCAGUCUCAGUUCAUCCAUCUGUGCUCAGCAACCAAAACAAAACAGAGAGUGUGACUCUUGCGUCAAUGAAGGAGGCAUGGACAGUAGUGGAUAGAAAUUCAUCAAGAGCAGCAGGAGAUGAUUUGCCUCCCAUUCUUCAUACAAAGGACGGAGACUACAAGCAACAGAGUAUUCAAGAGUGGCUCAACAUGAGCUGCACGUUGCAUGCAAAUGAACACAGGCCCCAGAGCCCACAGAGAACAGGUAUCAUGAGAACGAUGAACAGUGUAGAAGAUGACUUGAUGCUGGGUGUAGAAGCUACUUUAUACCCAAAUGGAAUGCAGAACAUGUCUGUACAAGAAUAUUUGAGGACGUUGGACACUUGCUCUGAAAAGCAUCCACUGACAAGAUGGAACAGCGUGGCUUCAGCAACCUCAGUGACUAGUGGGCCCAAGAGUGUUGUUGAAUUACUGGAUCUCUGGCAUGAUGACCCUGAGGAGCUUCUCAUUGAGCUUGGUUUUGGCAAGGAGGAUGCUGACAUCUCAACUAAAAUACCUGUUCGUUACAUCAAUAGCUCUUCUGUUGCAACUGGAAUAAAUUUAGGAGUGUUUCUGGAUGCACAGAAGCUACGGAUGGAAAAGGAAACCACCGAUUUAUACAGUCGUUUCCGGCAACUUGAAGCCUUACAAAAAGCACAUGAUGUAUUCUCCUUGUUCCCAGAGAUAGACAACCAAAAUCUAUCUCCUGAGCUCAUCACUGAAGAGGAACAACAUUCAGAUACAACAGAGAACUGCACAAAAAUGUUGAGGAAAGUGUCGCAGAACAUGAAGGACUCUCAAAAUUUCAUAGUAAGUAAUGAGAAGCCUUCAGGAAGGGAUAGACGAGCUGCUUUCCAACGUGCUCACCAGUCUAUUCCUGAAGACGGCUUUUUGGCACCACUGACAGUAGAACAGAAUGAGGCUGAGAACAAGGCUCCUGAUUUGCCUCUUAACUUGAAGGACGGCCAACAUUGUACCUUGCUGGAAAUGGCUGACAAAAGCAGGGACAGGGAAUCCCGACUCAUUACCUCCCAAGCAAAGAAACUGAAAUUCUACACAAGUGAUCAGCCACCAGAUUCCCUCGAAAUGGAAGAGGUCCAGAGCUUUGAUGAAGAUAGUUGUCCAAGAAUGACUACCAACAAAAUAUUUUUAGACAUGAAGAGAGAAAAUAGUUGUCAGUCAGACAGUAGUGGAUUUCUGGAGGAGCCGUUCAUCCCACAACAGAUUCAAUGUGCCCUACAAAAUGUUAGUGAUGACAGCAGCAGCAGACAAGACACAUUACAAGAAAACAGGCAGUGCACAGAUCCUGAACAAACAAUAGGCAGCUUUACUGAUCAAACCUGUAUUGCUGGGUCUGUCGAAAGUCAUCAGACACUGUGCUCAGAAGCACACACACUGUCAUGUGUUUUACAAGAAGAGAAGAUAUUUAAUGUAGAAAACCUCAACAAUUAUCCUCCUGCUUUCUCUAAUCAGCAGUGGAUUGCAGCUCCGUGUGCUGAAAAAGUCCCUGGGGAGAUAAAUGGAUUAAGUGGCAGCAGCAGCUGUUUACAAAUAACACCUCUAGAGACUACAAUGCACAGUUCAGCUCUUGAUACCAGUACCUGGCUCAGUAAUGGGAUCCAUAUUCAGAACAGUGCAGCAGAUUGUCAGAAUGACAAUCCUAUAAAGAGUAAUGCAACAACUUUGAGCAAUAUGAGCACAAGUCAGGAGAACUCUAAUCUUGUUCCACAACAUUUUACUGGUACAAACAAAUUGGUGACCUUCCAAAUUCCUCAAGACAAACUGCAACAAAGGAACAUCAUUGAGUUUUAUUCUUUAGAGCCAUUACCAUUUUUAUUUCAGCCAGAUAAAGACACUUCCAAGCAUGAGAAUGUGCUCAGAGGAAGAGGAGUCGAAUUGAGAGAUGCAUUCGUGCAGACUGAUGAGAACACUGGGGAGUGUGCUACUGAAAGAUGUCAACAUGAUCAAGUAAAGAACUUCACUUCAGUUGCAUUUCAAUCUGGAAGACUGUUGAGGAAAUCAAUGUCCUUGGAUACUGGACUGCAUAAUAUUGAAGAGAAUGCUCAGGAGCUAACUGUUAUCCCUCCAGCCCACUGUCACUACUGCCACCACUGUUACUGUCUCCACCAUCACUGUUCAUCAACAUGGUUCAAUGGAAAGGAUGCAAAAUGUCAAUCAAAGACUGCUGUAUCAAAUUCAGAGAGACAAUUGAUCAAGACCUUGCAGCAAUUACAACAAACAGCAAAGAUCAUCUCUGUAUCCCCGCAUGCCAUACAAGAAAUUGAGACCAUGAAGAAAUCUCUACAGGGUUUUCGGAACAGGUUAGUGGACCUAGAACAGGACAUCAUUGAACAGCAGGCUUCAGUCUACAGUGUUCUAACUGAAGACGAGAGAGAGGAUGUGAAACGACUGCAGACACUACGUCGAGCAGUACGUCAAGAAGUUACAGAGUUGGAGGUUCAGCUUGAGGAUCGGUCUCGGCAACUUGGAGAAGGAAUGGGAAUGUUUCAGAGUUUGGUGGAGGAGCAGUCUUCCUUCUGUUCAUACAUAGAUGUGCUGAGGCAAACAGGGGAUGCAACAUCAACGAGCUGGUCUUGGCCUUCAUCCAGCUGUACAAUCCCUGCACCAGCACCAGCAACCACCUCACAGGAGGUGCCAGUGCCUCCUGUCUCAGGACUAAGCCCAGCUCCUUCUGCAUCAAAUAAAAAUGACACUGAAUCCGACCUGGAAGCUGACAAAGGUGCAGGGUUAAAAGCAAAAAAGCAAAACCUUCAUUCAGAAAUGCUGGAUUUUAGAACCAUUCUGCAAACUAUUAAACAAUCAUUUAAACAGCUCCGAUCGGCAAGUCCUGAACCAACUGAAAGUAUUAACCACUGAAGAACCUUCACAUGGUACUGAACAAAGGGUACAUCAGGGAAAGAUAGAGAGCACUUAUGAAUGGAAAAGACGAGAGGAGACAGCACUCCGGUUCUAAACAUCAAUCAGCUAUACACCUGUGCUGAAGGCUACAAGUAGUCUGAUGCUAAUGUUUUACGUUCAUAUAUUGUAAUGAAAUGCUAAGUACUUAUGUAAAUGUGUUGUGUUACAUAUGUACAUGUUCAGCUGUAGAUUUUCAUGCUAUCCAUUUCAUUGGAACUCUUUCUGCAAUGUUUUCACUUAUGGCUUUUACCUCAUCUUGGAUUGCCUACGUCCUUCAUCUAAACCCAAAUGGUUCAAGGUGCUGUAGAUGUUAAUAAAUGGAGAGAUGAAGAUACACUUGCAAUCAGAAAGAAAAAGAUAAGAAAUUUGCAGGGAAUUUCGGAGACAAUGUGGUUAUAUCCAGAUAAGGAAGUUGUAUUUUUAUUCAAACCCUUUCAGUUCAUAAUCACCAUUUAAAAGUCAGCAUAAAGAAACAAAAAUGGGGCAUUUAUUAAACAUCAAUAAUAACCAGCACCUUUUAUGCAUCUGAGUUAGAAGUUUUUGUAGCUCAAACCUCACUCCUACGGCUUAAAAUCCCACGUAUGCUGUGGGAGUGACUCAUAUUGAGAGAGAGAGAUAAUAAAACAAUGUUGCGCAUGAAAAAAAA